Molecule: messenger RNA, 2949 nt
Organism: Rosa chinensis
Lineage: Eukaryota; Viridiplantae; Streptophyta; Magnoliopsida; Rosales; Rosaceae
Exons: 5
Biological process (GO): DNA integration
Molecular function (GO): nucleic acid binding
Source: RefSeq, a predicted model, not a curated record
UAUGUGUCGAAAUGGGUGGAAGCAAAAGCCACUCGAACUAAUGACUCUAAGGUUGUUGCAGAUUUCAUCAAGUCUAACAUCUUUAGCAGGUUUGGCAGGCCUAGAGUUCUUAUUAGUGAUGGUGGUUCCCACUUUUGCAAUCGAACGAUUGAGGCUCUCUUGAAGAAGUAUGAUGUAACACAUAAGGUUUCUACACCUUAUCACCCCCAAACAAGUGGACAAAAGGAGGCGAAACCAAGGCUCAUCAGAUGGAUCCUACUCUUGCAAGAAUUUGACGUGGAAAUCAAGGACAAGAAGGCUAGUGAAAACGUGGUAGCUGACCACUUGAGUCGCUUGGUGCAUGCAGAAGAUCAUCUCCCUCUGGUGGAGACAUUUCCAGAUGAGCAACUCUUUGGACUUCAGGUAAGUGAACCAUGGUAUGCAGAUAUUGUGAACUAUAUUGUGUCUAGGAAGAUUCCUGAUACCAUGUCACGUGCUCAUAGAGAUAGGCUUAAGAAAACUGUUAAGCAAUAUGUUUGGGAUGAACCUUAUCUAUGGAAAUAUUGUUCUGAUCAAUUGAUUAGAAGAUGUGUGCCUGAACAUGAAACUUGUGAUAAGUGCCAAAGAACAGGAAACCUAGGUCCUAGAGAUCAAAUGCCCUUGACUAAUAUCAUAACUGUUGAAAUCUUUGAUGUCUGGGGUAUAGAUUUCAUGGGACCUUUCCCAUCAUCUUUUGGGUUUAUAUAUAUCUUACUUGCAGUGGACUAUGUUUCCAAAUGGGUGGAAGCAAAGGCCACUAGAACUAAUGACUCUAAGGUUGUUGCAGAUUUUAUCAAGUCUAACAUCUUUAGCAGGUUCGGAAUGCCUAGAGUUCUCAUUAGUGAUGGUGGAUCCCAUUUUUGCAAUCGGACGAUUGAGGCUCUUUUGAAGAGAUAUGAUGUGACACAUAAGGUUUCUACACCUUAUCACCCCCAAACUAGUGGGCAGGCUGAGGUUUCUAAUCGUCAGAUCAAGGGGAUAUUGGAGAAGACUGUGAACCCCAACAGGAAGGACUGGUCCUUGCGUCUAGAAGAUGCUCUGUGGGCCUACAGAACUGCAUACAAAACUCCCAUAGGUAUGUCCCCAUAUCGAAUAGUUUAUGGCAAACCUUGCCAUUUACCUGUGGAGUUGGAGCAUAGAGCUUGGUGGGCUGUGAAGCAGUUCAACAUGGAUAUUGAUGAAGCUGGGCUUCAUAGGAAGUUGCAAUUGCAAGAGUUAGAGGAGAUUAGGAAUGAUGCCUUCGAAAGUGCUAAGAUUUACAAGGAUAAGACUAAGGCAUUCCAUGACAAAAUGAUUCGAAGGAAGACUUUUCGCCUAGCUGGACAUGACUACUACUGCUUCCUGGAUGGAUACUCUGGUUACAACCAGAUUGCAAUUGCAAAUGAAGAUCAAGAGAAGACAACCUUCACUUGCCCCUUUGGAACGUUUGCCUAUAGACGUAUGCCUUUCGGACUUUGCAACGCUCCAGGUACCUUUCAGAGGUGUAUGGUAAGUAUCUUUUCAGAUUAUAUUGAGAAAAUCAUAGAGGUAUUCAUGGAUGACUUUUCAGUUUUUGGAAAGAAUUUUGAUGAUUGUCUUAAUAAUCUGGAGAUAAUUCUGAAACGUUGCAUGGAAACUAACCUUGUCUUAAACUGGGAAAAAUGCCAUUUUAUGGUUAAACAAGGAAUAGUUCUAGGACAUAUUGUCUCUGCUAGGGGUAUAGAGGUUGAUAAAGCCAAGGUUGAUAUUGUGCGUCACUUACCCUCUCCCACUUCUGUGAGAGAGAUUCGUUCUUUCCUUGGUCAUGCAGGUUUUUACAGGAGGUUCAUCAAGGACUUCUCCAAAAUUUCGAGACCCUUAUGUCAACUACUCCAGAAGGAUGUGCCCUUUCACUUUGACAAGGAGUGUCAAGAAGCUUUUGACAAGCUUAAGGAGUUGUUGACAUCUGCCCCCAUCAUGUUACCUCCAGACUGGUCCUUGCCCUUUGAGUUAAUGUGUGAUGCCUCUGACUACGCAGUUGGAGCCGUUUUGGGACAAAGGAAGGAAAAGCUGCCCUAUGCCAUCUACUACGCGGAUGGAUACUCUGGUUACAACCAGAUUGCAAUUGCAAAUGAAGACCAAGAGAAGACAACCUUCACUUGCCCCUUUGGAACAUUUGCUUAUAGACGUAUGCCCUUCGGACUUUGCAACGCUCCAGGUACUUUUCAGAGAUGUAUGGUAAGUAUCUUUUCAGAUUAUAUUGAGAAAAUCAUAGAGGUAUUCAUGGAUGACUUUUCAGUUUUUGGAAAGAAUUUUGAUGAUUGUCUUAAUAAUCUGGAGAUAAUUUUGAAACGUUGCAUGGAAACUAACCUUGUACUUAAUUGGGAAAAAUGCCAUUUUAUGGUUCAACAAGGGAUAGUUCUAGGACAUAUUGUCUCUACUAGGGGUAUAGAGGUUGAUAAGGCCAAGGUGGAUAUUGUGCGUCACUUACCCUCUCCCACUUCUGUGAGAGAGAUUCGUUCUUUCCUUGGCCAUGCAGGUUUUUACAGGAGGUUCAUCAAGGACUUCUCUAAGAUUUCGAGACCCUUAUGUCAACUACUCCAGAAGGAUGUGCCCUUUCACUUUGACAAGGAGUGUCAAGAAGCUUUUGACAAGCUUAAGGAGUUGUUGACAUCUGCCCCCAUCAUGUUACCUCCAGAUUGGUCCUUGCCCUUUGAGUUGAUGUGUGAUGCCUCUGACUAUGCAGUUGGAGCUGUUUUGGGGAAAAGGAAGGACAAGCUACCCUAUGCCAUCUACUACGCCUCAAGGACUCUCAAUGAUGCACAAAUGAACUACUCCACCACAGAGAAAGAGCUCCUUGCAGUUGUCUUUGCCCUUGAGAAGUUUCGCUCUUAUUUACUUGGUACCAAAGUUACUAUCUUUACUGACCAUGCAGCUUUAAAAUACUUGAUGACCAAGAAGGAGGCGAAACCA